Molecule: messenger RNA, 2028 nt
Organism: Lycium ferocissimum
Lineage: Eukaryota; Viridiplantae; Streptophyta; Magnoliopsida; Solanales; Solanaceae
Product: pathogenesis-related leaf protein 6-like
Exons: 1
Coding region: 1246-1737 (163 amino acids)
Source: RefSeq, a predicted model, not a curated record
CAGUGCUCCAUCACUGCUCACAAGAGUCUUCCUCUUUAUGUCUCUACUGUGUACUUUUAAGUCUUUUACCAUGAUGAUAGUAAGGAAAUAUUGUGUCAUAUAUAAUCCAAUUAUUCCAUGAUAAGAUUAUUGAGAUCAAGCAUAUGUAUUAAACUGCUGUUUUGAUCAUGCAACUAGACCCAAAAAAUUCUCUUGCUAGCUAGCCCCUGAAAACUCACUAUAAAAAAUUGGGUAAUUUACAGAGGUUGAAAGUUGCGAUUUGCGGAGGUUUUAACCUCCACUAUUUGCUAAGGGAAGAUAAAACCUCCGCGAAUUGCAACUUUCAACCUCCGCAAAUUACUUUUUUUUUUUUCGUAGUGACUGGUCUUAAUUUGAGUACUAAAAAUCUUUGAAAUUGAAAACGUAAAUAAAGUCUGCUAUGAUCUUUGAACAUUUAGCUGGGUUAAGUAAUCAGAAGUCUAUCUACCACUAAAACCAAUGGUGAGUUAAUUCCAAAGUCUAUUGAGUGCUAAGAAUCAAUAUGUAUUUUAACCUCAAGACUUUUAUUUGUUGCUUAGUCAUAAAGUGAACAAAAUUUUGGGAUAAUAUUAAAAAAGAAAGAAGUAAAGCUACUAAUCAAUUUGCUAAGCUACUAAUCAAUUUGCUAGUGGAUAACACACAAAUAUUAUAUUAAAGCAAACAAAAGGUAUUAUACAUAUAUCGUUGUAGCUAAUCAAGAUAAAUACAAGUUUAUCAGUCUAGAGGGCUAGACUUAAGCAAUACGUGAUUACUACUUUUGGUAAAAGUGUUAAGAACGCAAAUAAUCUCAAUAUUCAAACUUCAACAUGACCUAACUACUUACAUCAUGUCUUUGACUUAAUGAGGUUAGAGUUUUAACUAAUAAAUUCAUGUUAUUAAAAAGUCAACUACAAGUAAAUUUUAUUACUCGCAAGUAUGGAUCGGUAACUUGCAAAAAAUGAUACCUAAACCUAUUACAAUAUGUAAAAUAACAUUACUAAUAUAUUUAAACAAAUUACAUUAUUUGUGUUAUAUCACUUAAAUCCUUACUGUAAUAGUAUAUCUUAAGGUUAAAGCACUGUAACUUUACCAAGGGAUCUGUCUUCCUAACUAUAGAAGUUGCUUUAACACUCUUAACUUCUUUCCACUUUCCACAUGCAACUACUAAUUGCCCGAUGCAAACUAUUGACAUUUUUCACCUACAAAUAUCCAACUUAUCCAAUUCCAAUUCUCAUUACCUUUUAAAAAAUGGCAUUAUCAAAAGCUUCUUUUUUGUCUCUUCUAAUUUGUUUCAUAAUUUUGGCCCUUGUUUUUCCUUCUUAUGCCGAAAAUACUCAAACAGACUACCUCAAUACUCAUAAUUCUGCUCGAUCUCAAGUUGGUGUUAGUGCAUUAACAUGGGACACAACUCUUGCAAAUUAUUCACAAAACUAUGCCAAUCAAAGAAUUGGUGAUUGCAACCUUGUCCACUCCAAUGGUCCUUAUGGUGAAAAUAUUGCUAAGGGGAGUGGUUCUUUCACUGGCACUGCCGCUGUUAACUUGUGGGUGGCGGAGAAGCCGUACUAUGACUACAAUAGUAACAGUUGCACUGGCGGAAAACAGUGUCUGCAUUAUACUCAGGUGGUCUGGCGUAACUCGAUUCGAGUUGGUUGUGCUAGGGUUCAGUGUUCCAAUGGAUGGUGGUUUAUCAUUUACAGCUAUGAUCCUCCAGGCAACUACAUUGGUCAACGUCCUUACUAAGGAUUAAUUUUUCAUUAAGAGUUUAACCAAAUAAUUAAGAAUGUGAUUGAAAUGUUUCGAAUAAGUUACUAAAAAGAAACAUCUUCUAGUAGUGGAUUGGUGAAAGUGAUAAUAAUAAUAAUAAUAAUAAUAAUAUAGAGGCUAUAAUCUCUAUUGGCAGCAUGCAUUCAGCUUCGUUGCACUAAAUCAUUAGGAGUCAACGACCCAUUGCUGCUAAAUUGUUUAAUUUUCCUAUACCAGUUGUUUGAGUUCUUCGGACUCAAUUUUAUGCAUGGCAUAUUUCGUUAGCCA